AUGAAAGCAGAAGAAGUCGGAUUUGUUGUUAAGAGGGACAGCAAAAAGAAACCUGAGAGUAAGCCGAGCACUGUGAUGGCCAAAGACGAUAUCCUUAAUGCAAGCUCUGACUUUUCUGCAAUCAGGCAUGCGCCAAAACCAUCAUAUCCAUCCGUUCAAUGUGAUCCUCUUGUGCCAUCAAAAGAAACAGGUGACCACGCGAGAUACGAUCAUCGGAUUGAUUCAAGAGUAGCACGAAUUGGCACUUCAAACACUAUGGGCUUGGCAAGCACUGUAAAAAAAGCCACACCCAAAAUUGGACGUCCGACAACUCAAAGACCAUCUUUCAAAAUAGAUAUCAAGAGGGAAGAUUCAAUCGAAACGCAUAUCGGAGGUAGAUGCGAUGAUGGGAGUAGAAAUAGAAAGCAUGUUGACGAAUUUUCUGGGAUGUUAUCGAAUGUAUCAUCGAAUGGAUUGGCAAAGAAUUCACAACCUAUGGAUGCAAUCUUUGCCGUUAUGAACACACCUACAAGAGCGUCUUCGAAAACUGAUACGAGCGACUAUUGGGCCUCUUUGCCAAAUGAUGCUUCUCCUCAUCCUUCUUCCAAUGCAAACAUCAGGAGACCACAACAGGCAGCAAUGCCUGCAAAGCCUGCAGCAACAAAUGUCAAAACGGAUUUUGGAAAACAGACCACUCCGACACAAGCACUUUCCACAUCCAAAAGUUAUGAAAACAGGCAAAAUCAAAUUGAUGUGCAACAAAUUGGUCCUUACAAGAAGCCAGAACAGGUCUAUCGUCCUAAAGUUUGCCUCUCGACCUUCAUUGAGAUGUUUUCUUUGAAAAGCGCGGUAACUGAAUUGCAAUCGGAAGAUAAGUUGGAAGAGCCAUUUAAGGAAUUGGAAAGAUAUAACAGGUGGGACAUGUAUCGCCAUAAAGAGCUGGAAAAUCCGCGAAACCAUUGUUAUAUGAACAGCGUACUUCAGGUGAUUUGCUCGCGUCCGAUCUUUGCUGAGCACACGUUACUAGCGUACAAUGCAAUCACUGGGUACUCAAAGUUAACUUUGACGGAAAUUUUUAGUGUUUUGGUGGAUGUAUGUAAACGGCUUCCUCUCUCGCCCUCUCAAGCGAGAAAACUUGGCUUGCAAGAACACUAUGACGUUAAAUCGCUCAAUAAUUUGCUACGAUACCUUGGGGAGCAUUACUGCCAGCAAUUCUUGGAGAACGAUUGUCAAAAUCAGCAGGAUGCUCAAGAGUUUUUCGGAUGCCUUAUUGAUUCAUUGGAUGAUCAAUGUGAGGGAAAACGACCAGAGAGACGUUCCAUUGCUACGCCGCUUGACUUGAUUGCUUUACAAAAAGGCAAUGAACACUAUGUAACUCCACAUCGAACCCAAAAUUCCGUAGACCCAAACGUUGAAGUUACGAAGAUUGAAACGACAUUGGCGGGCCAAGAAAAUGAAACCAUUGACGAGGAAAUCUAUGAGCAAAACGAAAAGCAAGACCACAUAGAGAAUUUUGGCCACAUAGAGAAUUGUGGUAACAAGGAAAACAAGAAACCAUCUGCUUUGAGUCACGGCGCAUCGAGGAUUAGGCUGGAAAAAAGGCAAAGCACGGGUGCAUUGGUGCUUCCAUCGACUCACAAUCCUGCACGUCUAUUUCGAGUUCCAGUGUUUUAUGAAAGAACUUGUGACGUGUGCAAGAAUCUAUCAAGACGUGAGGACAAGAGUAAUUUGAUUCAAGUGUCAUUGGAUUCGAGCUCAAACGAAGCAAAUCGGCAAAUCAAGUUUGUGAUUGACGAAGAGGUGCCGACAAUUCAAUUCUUGUUGGAUCUCACCUUUACGGAUGAACAACUUGAAGUUACUUGCGAGAAGUGCUCAGGGAAAACGGCGACAAACCAUUUACGUCUUGAAGGAAAAACUUUGCCUCCAUACUUAAUGAUCAUGGUGAUGCGCUACUCUCAUACUACUGGAAGGCCAACCCGCUUGUCACAUCAAAUACAUAUUGACGAGGAGAUUACUGUGGCGUCGUACUUGCUCGACGGUUUCAAGUCAAAAUCUAAAGUGGCCAUAUAUGAGCAAAAUCUUGAGAAUUCGUCGGAGAUUGUACUAUCUUCCCCAAUCACUAAAGUGUUACGCUCAAGAAACAAGAAGGAUCGUUUUCCAAACAUUCCUGAAACUCAAAAAAGCGAAGACCUUUUCGAAACAAGCGAAGAUCUUUUCGAAACAACGAGUGGUGACGAAAUAUCUCAACAAAGAGGGGGUGGUCAACGCGCGGCGAGUAAAGCUCUGAACGAUUUCCCAAUCGAAGAAGAAGAUCAAGAAACGUACGAGCCUUUGGUUGUUGAGGAAGUUGAUCAGGAAGAUUCCAAGGAAGACACAUUGAAAAAACAAAAACUGAACUUGAACGAAGAUGAUUUUGGAAGUGAACCUGGCACGAAACGACGGCGAAACGAAAGAAAAGUGAUUAGUGAUUUUUGCCAACCGAACACCGAUUGGUUGCGCGAAGAGUGGCGGCUUCGCACAUAUCCAGAAAGCGACAAAGUAAAACAGCUACAUGCGAGCUUCGGACCGUACGUGUAUCGUACACCCCCUCCGAGUUACUUCACGACGAUGAGAAAAGUGUUUAAUCUCAGAGAUCGAACUUUACUUCAACCAACUUCCUUUGGCGGGGUCAGAAACUUCGGAAAGAACGAUACGCUAACAAGAGAUAAAUCAAUCGGAGGUGACGGGAAUUGCUUAUUCAGGUGUUUUUCUUGGUGGCUCACUGGGAGCGAAAAUGAGCACCUUAAAAUUCGUGAAUUGAUUUGCACUUUUAUGUGGACCUAUCGAGAAAAAUUUGAGCAGCAUUUGAAGGACGAAGAAGAUAUCGACUCACACAUUAGUACGAUGUCUCGGGAAGGCGAAUGGGGGACUGAUGUGGAAUUAUGCGCGGCAGCAACUCUCUUCACUGUCACCAUCUAUACUCUUCUUGAAGCAAAAUGGCAACUUUUCCGCCCGCUAUUUCGCUGGUCCCAAGAAAGUGCUUUCACGGAGGCAAUUUCAAUCCACGAGAAACCACUUCAUGCGCUCUACCUCAAGAAUCGAGAUUACCACUACGAUGUCGUUUUAGAAGUUCUGCCUAAAUACCACCGCAAAGUUUCGUAUAACCUUGCCGGCGUCGUUAAUCAUUCGGGCCAAUCACUGCAUGGAGGGCACUACACCGCACUCGUGAAACAACUUCUCGAUCAGGAAGAUGGUUCACUGAAAGAAGGAUGGCUGAACUGUGAUGACGCGUUAAUAACUGAACGAAGGGAUAUCAACGAGGCUCUCGAGAGAUCCGAUGCGUGCAAGAAAGCCUACUUGUUACUGUAUCGACGAAACGAUAUUUCUGAAACCGAAGCGAACCAUCUCGCCCGACAUCUUCAAGAAAAGGACUACGUCAAAUCU
This is a messenger RNA of Mesorhabditis belari, 3402 nucleotides long. The record is from the annotation of a GenBank genome assembly. NCBI's taxonomy places the organism in Eukaryota, Metazoa, Nematoda, Chromadorea, Rhabditida, Rhabditidae.